Molecule: messenger RNA, 483 nt
Organism: Austrofundulus limnaeus
Lineage: Eukaryota; Metazoa; Chordata; Actinopteri; Cyprinodontiformes; Rivulidae
Product: protein-tyrosine sulfotransferase 1
Biological process (GO): peptidyl-tyrosine sulfation
Cellular component (GO): Golgi apparatus
Molecular function (GO): protein-tyrosine sulfotransferase activity
Source: RefSeq, a predicted model, not a curated record
GUCUUUAAAGGGGAAUUUCAGCUCCCAGAUUUCCUAAAAGAGCAAUCACAGAUGCAGAAGUCUGGAGAGAAASCUAACCUGAGUUAGGAGCAGAGGGAGUGCUGACACCACAGCACACAGGCUUCAGUGGAUGUGCUGACCUCAUCACAACACAGGAUCAGCUGUGCUGCUCUCACUACUUGUUUUCACAAGAACUCCCAGAGUCUGGUGGUUUUCACCAAAUGUCUGCUGAUUGUCUUUUGUCUCAUUAAACUCAUCGACUUUAAAGAAUGAUGGCUGUUCAGGAAGAAACUGUGAUUCUGUUGUAAGAAACUACAGUCAACUGAAAUCAAAAACAAUAUUUAUGAAUGAAGGGUGAGAUAUUAGAAGAUGCAAUACCUAUUUUAAGGUUUUUGUUAUAUUUUUGCUUUUGUAUUGUGCAGUUUCAUGGGUACUGAUGAGUUUGAUGUAUCAACUGUGAUAAACAAUGCUUUUAAAAAACAA